GACGUGACAUUCGCAGUCAGUGUGAGUCUUUCCAUCGUUCGAACAACAGAACAGCACUCAGGCCGAAUACAUCGGCACAUGAGGUACAAUCUGCAAAUUACUUUCCGUCGAACAGAGGCUAACCGGGAGUGUUUACCAUUUCAAUUAUAAGGUAACACACGUAUCCUUGGAUUUUAUACUGAACUAUAAACUCAAGGGAAACUUUAAAAGUUUCGAAAUGGCUGUUUUCAAACGAAAAACUGGAGGCGUCGACUUUACCACGUCAAGCAAAGAGGAACCAAGUAUAUUCACAAUCCAGGCUCACUCUAACCCGUCAUAUCAACCCGAUGUUACUGAAACAGCCUCCGACAGCAGUGGAAUAGCUUCCAUAGAAGAUUCUGACAAUGGAAUUCACCCAGCAUCAGAUCCCAAACCCUCAUCCUCAUCCCCCGCGCCAGCAGCCCCAACAUUGAAGAAGUCCAUCAACCUCCUUCAUUGCACUGCCAUCAUGGUUGCAGUCACCGGUCACUCCUCGGUCUUCAUUUCCCCCGGCUCCAUACUCGGCUCCACUGGCUCCAUCGGCGCCGCCCUCAUCGUCUGGUUGGUAGGAGGGCUGAUCAACAUGGGACUGGCGUUGUGCUUCGCCGAACUGGGAACCAUGUUCCCCCAUGCUGGUGGCCCGUAUGCUUAUGUUUUGAAGACUUUUGGUCCUCUGCCAGGGUUCCUGAUAAUGUACGGGUAUGUUGUGCUCAUCGCAGGACCAUUCUGGGCAUUCUUAGCCUACACAGCGGCAUUGUACAUUGUUAAACCAGCGUUCCCUGACUGUGAAACGGAGACAGUGGAAUUAGGCGUGAAGUUGCUGGCCGGAUGGAUUAUGAUCACCAUGGUGGCUCUCAACUGCACUUUCAUGAAGUUUGUGACGAAGGUCCAGACCCUACUCUCCAGCACAAAGAUCCUUGCUCUUCUCAUCAUCAUCAGCGGGGGCAUUGCCAUGCUGGUACAAGGUAAACGCGACAACUUUGAGAAUGUAUUUGAGGGCACGACUCAGGAGCCGGGGGAGUUUGCUGUGUCUAUUUUCUACGCCAUAUUUUCCUACGGAGGCUGGCAAGUGAUGACGUCACUUACAGAGGAGGUGAAAAAUCCUGGAAGGGACCUCCCUCUGUCAGUGUACAUCACCUUCGUUAUCGUGAUCACUAAGUACAUCCUCACCAACAUCGCGUACUUCACCCUCAUCACCCCCGCUGAGAUGUUGCAGUCAAAGGCAGUGGCGUUUCUGUUCGCAGAGCGUCUUUACGGUCCCAUCGCUCCGCUGGUCUCUGUAUUCGUCGCAACUACGUCGAUUGGAGCCCUUAACGCAUCCAUCAUGGGCCAUUCCAGAUUGUUAUUUGCUGGCGCGAGAGUGGGUCACAUGCCAACCAUCUUUGGGAUGAUUCACCCAAAAUUCCUGACCCCCUGGCCAGCCAUUCUUGUGUUGCUCGCGUGGGGUCUGAUCAUGCUGUAUACUGGUGGCUUGACGACCAUGAUGGUCUUCAUCAGUCUCUUCUCCACCAUCAUGGGCAUCGCCGUCGUCAUGUCGCUCCUCUACCUGCGGAUAAAGAAGCCAAACGAUGUCAGGCCGUAUAGGACAAUGCUGUUUGUGCCUGUCGUCCAGCUGAUAGUCAAUCUGGCAGUUCUCGUAUUGGCCAUCUACCAGCGUCCACACCAGAUGGGCAUCGGCCUGGCCAUCCUGUUCGCCGGCAUCCCCAUCUACUGGUUCGGCGUCUUAUGGAAGAACAAGCCUGAAGAGUUCACACAGCUUGUUGAGGGUGUCACCAUUCUUCUACAGAAGAUCUUGGUAUUGGUAAAGGCAUCGUAAAGAGGAAUACUUCUUUAGGGAUAGAGACUGUGCGCCUAAUGUAUUCGGAAUGGAUGCACAUUUUUCCGACCUAUCAUUUUCAAUUGCCAAGAUAAUUUGGGAAGUGAUGCGUGUCUACAUCCGAUAAGGAAAGAUGAUUCUGAAAGAAAAUGCAUAUGUUAUGGGCGAAUUAUAUAAGCUCGGCCUACAUGAAAUGUGAAAACGACAGACUUUUGUCGACACACGCUAAGUUUUCGCAUCCUGUAUUUGAUCAAAAACGUGUACAGUUCCUUGGUGCUACCGUGUUCAUAGAUUACCUUGACCUUCAAGGAAAGGGGGAUAUGGUUAUGGGUAAGGGGGAAUAUGGGCAGUCCACAGAUUAUCAUGGACCCGAAUCCGUGUUUCGAACCCACUACCACAGGAUCCAGGUAUACCAAGAGGACACAACUCUGUAUGAUGCGGAUUCAUCUUUAUCACCACAUCCUGUAUACAACCAACCCUUGGCCAGACAAACCAGGGGUCGAUAAUGUGAGCACCGACCAACGUCGUCGGAGUAAAAGAGUAAAGGCUUGUCUUAUUUGCAUGUCACACGUCCGUUUACUGUUCACACUGAGAUGUCAUGUGACAUCCCGUCCCUGUUCUAGAGUCGCUUACGGUAGUCAUAAAACAUUGGAGAAGGAAUCCCAAACAUCCGCACGGCUUACAGGUUUUAUCAACGUGAUUGCAACCACUAUGUAGUGUCCAAACUAUAGAGUGGCCAGAAUGAGUGAGCGAGUUAAGUAUUACGCCGCUUUUAACAGUAUUCCAGUUAUAUCGCGGCGUGUCAGCUUAAUGUGGGAGGAAAGCCCGAAGUGAUGCAGGUGGCAGACGUUUACCUCUACGGUGAAACCCACGAGCACGGGUAUGGUGCUGACAAACCUAGAAACAUUAUCGUGGUGAAGCGGGAAUCGAACCCACAAUCAUAGGUUUCUGGCGUGCCCAAGGGACACAACUCUGCACAGCGAAUCGCGGCGCCUCAGAUGACUGGGCCACCCGUGCCCCCUACAGAUCGGGAUACUUCAAUGGAGAUGACUAAAACUACCCUGUGAUAUCAGCAUGUAUCUGUGAUAACGUGGACUUCCUGAUCUCAGCUGAAUGACGGAGACAACAACACCACCUACGUCAUCUUUCAACACUUGUAUUUCGUAAGCAAAUAUAUUUCACAGCCGUCAAAUACGACUUUUCAAACUGCUGUCAUAUUUUAGAGUCCCAGAAGAAGAAAGAAAUGUAUUUAUCAUAUUUGUUCCCUUUAUGAUAUUUCAUUUUUUUUAAAUAAUUCGUAUUGGUGUUGUCCCAGGAUUAUUAUAUGUACAUAUUAUUAGUAAUAAAUAUUCAUCAAAACCAAGAAAUAUUUAUGCAUCGUUAUUCAUCAUUAUAUCUUAAUUUGAUAACUGUUAAGUUGUGAUUAAGCGUGUUAAUUAUUCGCAAUAAAC
This is a messenger RNA of Haliotis rufescens (red abalone), 3285 nucleotides long. RefSeq names its product cystine/glutamate transporter-like. The transcript is spliced from 11 exons. The record is from RefSeq and is a predicted model, not a curated record. Lineage: Eukaryota; Metazoa; Mollusca; Gastropoda; Lepetellida; Haliotidae. Gene Ontology annotation, cellular component: membrane. Gene Ontology annotation, biological process: amino acid transmembrane transport. Gene Ontology annotation, molecular function: L-amino acid transmembrane transporter activity. Bases 218 to 1834 code for a protein of 538 amino acids.